UUUAUUCUUUGAAGGUAUUUGGAUUUUAGAACUUGCGUCAUGCUUACAAACCAAAAUGUUCAAAUUCAAAACCAGUUAAUCAAAAACUUUUUAAUAUUUGUUUGCUCUUCAAGUUUUAAACAACAACUGUUUGCUUGCUCGUGAGCUAUGUCUUAUCACUAUUGAUAAUCUAUUAGUUUUUUACACACAGUUUCUAAAAGGAUCUAUGUGUAUACGUAAAACUUGAAGUGAGCUAGUGAAUCAACGAUGGACAUAGACUCGUCUGAUACAGAAGAAAUAGUAGAAGAAAGCUACAUUCAAGUCACGAUGGACAACCCCCAAGAGCUCAACAUGUUAAACAUCAACAGUAACGUACGUGUCGUCGGAAUAGAUACAGAGUCUCCAGUUCUACAAGUUCAAAACAAAGAAUGGAAAUGCGUACAUGGCACGGCUUUGUUUUUUGAACAACUCAAAGAGAAACAAAUUAUCGACCCGUUGUACGACAACAGAUGUGGUGUUCAGUUAAAAUACAUCGGUUCCACUUGCAAGUGCUUGGAAAUGACGAAAAUAGAAAUUCCUACCGAACCGUCUACGAGUAGCUAAGACAAGAGUAAAAACGUAUUUCUACAACAUAUCUGUAAGUCUUAACUACACUGUAUCACUUCUAUUAUUAACUAAUUGAACAAACAUUGUCAUUCCCAAUAUUUUCAAAUAGAAACUGUUUUAAUAAUGUAUAUAUAUUAUUAAUGGUUAUUGAUUUUUUAUUCAUUAAAUAUACGUUACAAAAUAUUAUAC
This is a messenger RNA of Adelges cooleyi (spruce gall adelgid), 774 nucleotides long. RefSeq lists its product as uncharacterized. Lineage: Eukaryota; Metazoa; Arthropoda; Insecta; Hemiptera; Adelgidae. Gene Ontology annotation, cellular component: transcription factor TFIIIC complex. Bases 247 to 582 code for a protein of 111 amino acids. The record is from RefSeq and is a predicted model, not a curated record. Gene Ontology annotation, biological process: transcription by RNA polymerase III. The transcript is spliced from 2 exons.